CUGUGCUAAUAUUAGUGACAGACUUCUUCGACAUAAAGAAAUAUCUAUGGUGUGAUUCACACAUUGAUGUCCCGCUUUGUCUUGAAUGUAUCCACAGCAAAAUGAAUUACAAUAUCAUCAAAUUCAAAGAGGCAGAAGAAAUAAUGGAAACACAAGAAUAUUCGCAAUUUGUCAAGAUAAAUGAGUGCAAGCGUAUCAUUUUCCACCCUCGGUUUCUUGGAAAUACCAGAAAAGGAAUCGAGGAGGCUUUGAAAUCAGAAAGAAAUUUGGUGUCAGAUAAGUUUGGUGGUGCUUUGAUUGCAUAUAACAAUAUUAAAAUACAACAAGCUAUGGGACUUAUUGUUGAUCCCUACAUCCACUUUGACAUUGUUGCUGAUUUUAUUGUAUUCAAGCCAGAAGUAGGGGCUUCAUUGAAGGGUGUUGUACACAGAGUAUUCAAAAAUCAUGUCAGCCUUUUGGUGUAUGGUAUCUUUAAUGUAUCAAUCAAGAAAUCCGAGUCAAAUGCAGAGCAACUGAGAGAGGGAAAUGAAGUGGACUUCAAAGUGGAAAGAAUUUAUGUCAACAACAGAAUUCUAUCCAUGCAUGGAGUUUUAUGGAGCGAAGAAGUUACAAAAAAGACAAAAAUGACCAAGAAAAAAUCUCAGAGGAAAACAUUCCCAGAUGAAGAUGAAUCAGUGCCUGCAGAGGAGAGUCUGGACAGGAAAGAUAAGACAGCAGAUAGACUCGGAGAAUUGGAUGGAGAGGAUGUGGAAAUGAUUGCGGAGGAUUCACUUCCUGUAACACACAAGAAAUCGGAGAAGAAGAAAAAGAAGAAAUCGAAGGAAAAAGUUUGACAGAAAAGUUCGUCAGAUGAUUCACGCGUGUCAAUAGAGACUGCAAAAUUACCAACCAAGGUCUGCCAACUGUUUCAAGUGUAGUCAAGAGUACAAGCAAUAAAGGACAAAACAGUGUCACUGAGAUGAUUUCUGUGAAUAUUUGACAAAGCACUGUUUUCAUCCUAUGAAGUAUUCUUGUACAAAAAAAAAAUACCCACAUACAUGUUUUUUAAUUUGUAAACAAUAUGUGGCCUAGGAAGAAGGUAUAUUAUAAUUUUUAAUUUUUUUUUUAUAAAUACAUUCUAAUGAUAUAGAUUAUUUAUUUAUUACCGUAUUGAUUCUGGUUAGAGAUAUUUCUAUAACAAAUUGUCUUCUUAGAACAUGUUUCUUCUACAAUCUGACUGUGAGAGGUCAUGUUUUAGGAGAAGUUCAAUAUAAGUAUGUUUCAGGUGCCAUCAGGUAUUUCACUGAACCAUUAAGUAAAUCAGGAAGUAAAACAUGAGUAUGAAAUCCUAAUUGAAACUCUUGCAUGAUCCCAAAUAGAAAAUAUAUGUAUAUACAGUCAAACCUCAUUAUAUUGAACUCAAUGGGAACCAAGACUUCGAGAUAUCAGAUUUUAAGAUAUUGUGGUUAAAUACAUAAAGAAAAAGUGUUAGGGAUUUUUAAUUUACUUCAUCAUAUCCCUGCCCUAGUAUUUGAGAUGUCGAAGUUCAAGAUGUGAAGUUCAACUGUACAUUUCUGUUUAGAUGACCAUUAUGUGCAUGACUCAUAUGAAAUAAAGCUCAAUAAAUGA
Molecule: messenger RNA, 1608 nt
Organism: Saccostrea echinata
Lineage: Eukaryota; Metazoa; Mollusca; Bivalvia; Ostreida; Ostreidae
Product: DNA-directed RNA polymerase I subunit RPA43-like
Exons: 5
Coding region: 102-833 (243 amino acids)
Biological process (GO): DNA-templated transcription initiation
Cellular component (GO): RNA polymerase I complex
Source: RefSeq, a predicted model, not a curated record